AUGGGCUUCCAUAGGAGGCCGGGCCCUCUGCUGACAAGCCUGUUGGUAGGGCUACUGCUGUUCUUCAACUGGAUGACGCUUGCCCAGCCGACCUCUCUCUCAGCAUUGGCCCACUACCCCCACUUGUGCCAGUCCACCUGGGAUGCUGAUGGCCGUCACUCCCCGGGUUUCUUCUGUCCUCGGCUCUCUGAUACUCCGGAGGAAGCCUACUGCUGCCACCUGCAGGCUGCGGGGGGCUCCUGCUGCACCCGGGCUGAAUUUCAGGCCUUGUACCAGGUCAAUCUGUCUGCCCUUCCGCCUCCUCCCAUCCUCAGGGGCCCGGGCCCGCUCCUAGCGCUGGAUCUUUACAGCCUGCUGCUCAUGGCUCUGAUGACGGCAGACCUCGUGCACUUCUGCCGUGGUCGGGACCGGUGUACCGGCAGGAACGGAAGUCCCUCUUGGUCCUCCGCCUCGCGCCCCCUGCAGGUCUCGGCCGGAACACACUAAAGGCGCCCAGGGAUUCUCUGCGCCUGCUGAC
Messenger RNA from Vicugna pacos (alpaca), 517 nucleotides. Its product is annotated as protein shisa-like-1. The record is from RefSeq and is a predicted model, not a curated record. NCBI's taxonomy places the organism in Eukaryota, Metazoa, Chordata, Mammalia, Artiodactyla, Camelidae.